Chelonia mydas (Green sea turtle) is the source of this 2146-nucleotide messenger RNA. Its product is annotated as killer cell lectin-like receptor subfamily B member 1B allele C. The record is from RefSeq and is a predicted model, not a curated record. The transcript has 7 exons. The coding region runs from base 214 to 1023 and encodes 269 amino acids. Lineage: Eukaryota; Metazoa; Chordata; Testudines; Cheloniidae.
ACUGAUGGCUGAAAAAUGCCCAAUGAGAGGAAGCUGUGAAGCCACAUUUAACAGAAAUAACUUUUUUUUUAACCUCCCCUAGACCCAUCAUGCUGUGUGUGUAUGUGUGUGUGUCUGUGUCUGUGUGUCUGUGGAGGCAGGUGAGAUUAAUGCAGGAUACAACCUACUCUGUUAAGCAACUGUUUCCAACACUCAGACAGAAUUUUAUCACCAAUGGCAAACCAGGUCACACACACAGAUGUAAAGAUUUUACCCAGGGAAAGAGCAUGUAUUGCUCCUCCGACUUCGAAUCCAGAGAUCACAUAUGCUGAACUGCGUGUGCAUCGUAAAUCUGAAAGGACCAGCAGAUCAGAGACUUCCCCUUCUGGUCCUGGCUCCCAGUGUUCAAGCUGGUUCUAUGUUGCUGUAGUCCUGGGGCUUAUCACACUGGUUUUCAUGGCUGUUCUAAUCUCUAUUUUCUGGAGGGGAAAUAGUAAGAGUCCGUCCAUGCUCAGGACAACCUGCACUGAAAACACUACAUCUUCAGGGGAAUCUCCAUGCACAGGGAGAUGCUCGAUGACAAUCAGUGGAUUAAUGGACUACCUGUGUGACAAAAGAGAGGGAAGAACCGAGUGUCUGCUCUGCCCCCCAGGGUGGAUGCUGCACAGGGGGAGCUGUUACUAUUUCUCAGAGCAGUUGGGGACCUGGGAUGCUAGUAUGCGAAAUUGUUCAGGCAGGAAAUCCCAGCUGCUUGUUGUUGAAGAUGAGGCUGAGAUGGAAUUUAUAGCAACCAGAACAGAAACGAAAUAUUUCUGGAUUGGAUUAAACUUUCAAGAGAAAGAGGGAAGAUGGAUGUGGCUGGGUGACUCCCAGUUAGAAGGGAACAGGCUGAGCUUGGUGGUGGAAAACGGAACUGGAGAUGGCAAGAACUGUUUUGUUUUCAACAAGGAGAAGUUAUACGCUGAGAGCUGCCCGAGUUUAAACAGAUGGAUCUGCAAGAAAAAUGCAUUCACGCUGGCUCCCUGGAACACCCCAGAACAUUAGACACCGUCCCUUGUAGAAUGAUGCAUUUUCUUGUACUUUGAUAUUUUAAUGUAAAUAAUCAUAAGAGCAUUGCACAAAAACCAUAGCAUUCGGCAAUCCUGUGUCGAUUGACCACUGGCUGCAUUAGGGAUAGGUUUGUAUUGUAACCCCCUGUAGCUCCUGGAGGCCAAGGCUAGAGAAUGUUUAGCUAAACAGAUUAUAAUAAUUGAUGCACGAUAAAUAAGCCAAUAGCACAUUCGAUCCAGGGCCGGGCCUUUACCCUUCAGCUUGAGCAAGCUCAUCCCAUUUUAUUCACCUCUUCAGAUUCCAAACGCUUUUCGUUUUAGGCCAAUCCCUUUCUCUUAAGAUUUAGUGCCAAAUGACAUCUGCAUAAAUAUGGAAAUGCCUGUGACUAUCUGCUCUGUAUUAAGAAAUGACUCAAACACCUCUUUUCUUGCUUACUUUCAACUUUUGUAUUAUUAAGAUUUUCAAGUAGAAACUCUUAUGCAAUGGAAGGUUCUUUCCUGCUCCUUGGUGCAGCUGCAUUAGCAGGAACCAUUUCGGUUCCUCUGACCAGCCGUGCCCAAAGAUGACUUAUGUGUACAUUCUGAGUAAAUGUUACUAUUAAUUAACUGGACAGGAAAAAUACUCUAACACCUGGAGAACUAAGGCACUUUGGCCCAGAUCAUAGAAUCAUAGAAGUGAACGACUGUCCCUGUACUCCUGUCCCUUGUACUCAAGGCAGGACUCAGGAAUAACUAGACGGGGGGUUGGCAAAUGGGAGCUCCGGGAAGCGAACCGCAGCCACUGGGAGCUGUGAGAGGCUGUGCCCGCGGAUGGUCAACAUAAACAAAAUGUCUCGUGGCCUGCCAGCAAAUUACCCUGAUGGGCCAUGUGCCGAAGGUUGCCGACCCCUGAACUAGACCACUCCUGACAGGUGUUUGUUUAACCUGUUCUUGAAAACCUCCAGUAAUAGAGAUUCCAUAACCUCCUUAGGUAAACUAUUCCCGUGCUUAGCUACCCUGACAGGAAGUUAGUUUUUCCUCAUGUCCAUCCUAAAUCGCCCUUGCUGUAAUUUAAGCCCAUUGCUUCUUGUCCUAUCCUCAGAGGUUAAGGAGAACAAUUUUUCACUCUCCUCCUUAUA